CACUCCGUCAUCGCAGCGCUUGGCUCGCCACGAGCGAAGUCGGACCUCUGAUCGCUCGCAGCCUCGCUCGACUGGCCAGAUCCGUGUCGCCAGCCGCGUCUGCGCACCGAGCACUCUCCGAGCCUGCCGCCCGUCUGGCCCUUUCGAGGCUCUCCUCGCCAGGGCCUCGCGGCACCCUUCCGGAUCUCCGAGGUCGAUAUCCUCUCGAUCGCCUUGCGCGCGUCUGCCGUCGCCGCUGCGUGACUGGCGGCGACUCAUCCUCACUCCGCGUCGCCGCGUCGUAGCGGGCUCGACCUCCUGCUACACGCCGAGUGCGCGUCCAGCAGGGCGGCAUGCAGCCGCAGCCGGGGUACGACGCCUCGGGCGCGUUUGGCGGCGCAUCGCAGCAGCAUGGCCACCACAACGCACCCGGCAUGCAGCAUGGGCUGCCACACGGCAUGCAGCAGAUGCCGCUCGACAUGCAGCAGCAGCAGGAGCAGCAGCGCAGCAUGAUGCAGGCGCAGCACGCCUCGCAGCAGCAACCAUCGGGCAUGCAGCAGCAGCAGACGUCCGCGAUGCACCUGCAGCAGCAGCGCCAGCAUCAGCAGCAACAGCAGGCGCAGCAGCAGCACCAGCAGCAACAGCAUGCGCAGAUGGCCCAGCUCCAGCAACAGCAGCAGCAGCAGGGGCUGCAGUCCGGCAUGCACAACACGGCAGGCACCUUCUUCAUGCCCGUCGUGCACAACCACCCACAGCAGCAGGCGCAAUCGCAGCCGCAGCCGCAGCAGCAGUCGCAGCAGCAGCAGCAGGCCAACGCCGGCAUGAUCCCGCGCCGCAACACGUACGCGCCGGGCGUCAUGGCGUCUGGCGCCGGCAUGGAGCUGUACCAUCCGCCGACGGACGAGGAGAUCGACGCCAUCCUGCAGACGUACGGCCGGCCGGGCGCCCAGCGCGACGUCAACGGGUCACAGGCGGGCGCGUCGGGCGGGCAUUUGGAUCCCGCUGCCGCGGCCGCGGCUGCCGCAGCGUACGGGCAUCUGGGCUACGACGGUGAGCGCUCGCAGGGUGGUGCAGGGCCGGUGGACAUGCGGCUGCAGCGUCUCGGCGGCAACCGCGGGCCUGGCGGCUACGAGGGCGACUUCAGCAACACGCCGUCGUCGCAGACACCGGGCGGCACGUCGAGCGACGACAGUCCCGGCGGCAAGCGACGCCGCAUGACCUUUACCGCUGGCGCGCACCCGCUGCCGUCUGUGACCGCCGGGCAAGUUCUGCAGCAGCACGAGCAGCAGGGCAGCUCCAUGGCGCCGCAGCACGUGCGGCCCAGCAUGCCGCACUCGGCCACGAACAUGAUCGACGCUGCUGCCGCUGCCGAGUACGGCGGCUGGGCGCCGAACCUCCACCGGAGAACGCUCAGCGGCAGCCUGCACGUGCCGCCGUCGCGCAGCUCCGAGAGCCUCAUGGACGGCUACCAGCCGAUGCACGCGCCGUCGGACAAUAUGUCUGGGCCACAGCGCCCCGGCCACCAGCAGCAGCAGAGCUGGGCCGGGCCGCAGCGGAAUUCCUCGUCGGGCAACAUGCCAGGCUCGUCUGGCGGCCCGCUGCCGCUGGGCCACGCCGCCUCGCAUCCGCCCGGUCUCGGCUCGCAGGUGCUGCGUGGCCCCGACCGCGCGUCGCUGGGCCACAAUGCCGCCAGUGACUUUACGAAGCGCAAGGGCUGGAGCAACCGCAUCGUCGAGGAGCUCCUCGACUUUGUGCACGUGCUCGAUGCGCAGGGCCGCGUGCUCUUCGCCAGCCCGAGCGUGUAUGCGCUCACCGGCUGGAAGCCAGAGGAGCUGACGGGCAAGCCGCUGUUCGAGGUGCGUUGGACUUGGGACCUGUCGCGUCCGGUUUGCUGACGCCCCUGCAGUUCAUUCACUCGGACGACGUCGCCGACGUGCAACGCGGCUUCUCGCGGUCACUCGUCGAGCACUCGGACCUGCUCAUGUACUAUCGCUUCCGGCGCAAGCCGCAGACGGCGGCCGACAAGCGGCAGAAGCGCGCCGACAUUGCCGACGCCAAGGCGGCGGCGCGCUCGCCGUCAGACUCGACGUCUGACUCCGCUGGCGGCGAGACCUCGUCGAACGCCACCAACGGACAGAGCGGCGCGGGUCCGAACGGC
Tilletiopsis washingtonensis is the source of this 2137-nucleotide messenger RNA. RefSeq lists its product as hypothetical. Gene Ontology annotation, biological process: regulation of DNA-templated transcription. The coding region runs from base 333 to 1874 and encodes 513 amino acids. The record is from RefSeq and is a predicted model, not a curated record. Lineage: Eukaryota; Fungi; Basidiomycota; Exobasidiomycetes; Entylomatales. The transcript has a single exon.